AUGGCCGCAAACACAGCGUCACGCGCUGGCGUCACGCUCCACAACGGCGCAGUUAUGCCCUGGAUCGCGCUGGGCACGUGGGAAGCGCCGCCGGGCCAGGUGGGACGGGCCGUCGAGGCGGCGCUGGCCUCGGGGUACCGGCACCUCGACUGCGCCCACAUCUACGGCAACGAGCGCGAGGUUGGCGCCGCGCUGCGCGCGUCGCAGAUUCCACGAGAGGAGCUCUUCAUCACGACGAAGAUCUGGAACAGUUUUCGCACGGACCAGCAGGUGCGGCGCUGCUGCGCGAAGUCACUCUCCGACCUCGGCGUCGACUACUUGGAUUUGCUCCUCGUCCACUUCCCCGUGGGCGGCCGCCGCGCGCUCAAGGAGUGCUGGCAGACGAUGGAGAGCCUCGUGGACGAGGGCAAGUGCAAGGCCAUCGGGAUCUCGAAUUACUACGAGGACGACGUCGCGGACCUGCUUUCCUACGCGCGCGUCAAGCCGGCGUGCAACCAGAUCGAGCUGCAUCCGCGGCUGCCGCAGGACGCGCUCGUCGAGUACUGCAAGCGGCAGGGCAUGGUCGUCACGGCCUACAGUCCCUUCGGCCGCGGCGCCCGGGGCGGCAUGCUCGACCACGCCGUCGUCACGGCCAUCGCGAAAAAGCACGGCGUCGCGGCGUCGUCCGUGCUGCUCGGCUGGUCCCUGGCGCGCGGCGUGCCCGCGCUGCCCAAGAGCGUGACGCCGGCGCGAAUCGCCCAGAACAAUUCGGACGAGGUCCGCGGCCUCGCGCUCGACGCGGACGACGUCAGGGCGCUCGCGGGCCUCGAGGACGGCGCGCGCUUCGUCGCCUUCUUCAACCACCAGAGUCGUUAA
This is a messenger RNA of Aureococcus anophagefferens, 855 nucleotides long. RefSeq lists its product as hypothetical. Bases 1 to 855 code for a protein of 284 amino acids. The record is from RefSeq and is a predicted model, not a curated record. Lineage: Eukaryota; Pelagophyceae; Pelagomonadales; Pelagomonadaceae. The transcript has a single exon. Gene Ontology annotation, molecular function: oxidoreductase activity.